AUGACACCAAUGCAGGAGCUGCCACCGGGUUUUCGCUUCUACCCAACUGAAGAGGAGUUGGUUUCUUUCUAUCUGCGCAACAAACUCGAAUCAAAACGAGAGGAAAUAAAUCGAGUCAUCAAAGUCAUAGACAUUUACAGCAUAGAACCAUGGGAUCUACCAAAGUAUUCAGGAGAGUUGUGCCAAGGAGAUACUGAGCAGUGGUUCUUCUUUACACCAAGGCAAGAAAGGGAAGCUCGAGGAGGAAGACCAAAUCGUACCACAGCUUCCGGAUAUUGGAAGGCAACUGGAUCACCUAGCUAUGUUUACUCAUCGGAUAACAGAGUGAUUGGGGUGAAAAAAGCCAUGGUUUUCUACAAAGGGAAAGCUCCUACAGGAAGGAAAACCAAAUGGAAGAUGAACGAGUAUAGAGCCAUUGAAGAAGUAAACAACUUGAACAACGUCGCUACUCCUAUGUUGAGGCAUGAAUUUAGCUUGUGCCGAGUAUACAUUAUAUCUGGGAGUUUCCGAGCAUUUGACCGGCGUCCAAUAGAGUUAACAAGAGACAUACAAGAACAACAAGGGGACCAAGCAGGAACAUCUAAUCAGAAUGCUGCAAUGGUUGAACGAACUCCAAGUUCGCCUGAAACCUCAUGCUCAGGAGACCUUGCAGAUAACCCAAUGGCUGGUGGGAGUACUGAUUGGGAAAUGAAUCAACAUCCUCUUUGGGAGUGGGAACAAUUUAACUGGCCUAAAUGAAGCCAUAUACCGGCAGCCACAGCAAUGUCCGCUCAAAGUUUUGGACAUAACAAAUCAAACAUAGAUAUAGUACCAGACUUUUUUUUUAUUCUUAUUUCUUCCUGACGUACGUAUGUGAAGGAUAAUAAUUCUAAUUAUAUAUAUGUAUUUGAUAUUUUUAUUUUUUUUGAGUGGGGGCUGGGGUAAGAUCUGAAGAGAUCACCAUAGGUGUUAGGAUGGGAGACUUGGUCUGUGGACCUGUGGCUGUAGCAAAGGUGAGUACGUAAAUGUCACCAUUUACACCAACCAGCUUUCAAGUCAUACAACUCACGAAAUUUGUCUUUA
This is a messenger RNA of Humulus lupulus (European hop), 1062 nucleotides long. RefSeq names its product NAC domain-containing protein 90-like. Gene Ontology annotation, biological process: regulation of DNA-templated transcription. Gene Ontology annotation, molecular function: DNA binding. Lineage: Eukaryota; Viridiplantae; Streptophyta; Magnoliopsida; Rosales; Cannabaceae. The record is from RefSeq and is a predicted model, not a curated record. The transcript has 3 exons. The coding region runs from base 1 to 738 and encodes 245 amino acids.